AUGGCUGCGGCGCGCGCCGGAGGGGCCGAGCGGGUGCUGCCGGCUUCCCCCAAUUGGUACUGCAGCCGCUGCAGCGACGUCUCUGGGGACGGGAGCCUCUUCGGCUUCGCGGCUCGCAAUACCGUCUGCCUCCUGGAGAUCCGCGCCGGCCUGCCGGCGUUUCACGGUGAGAUAGUGGGCCACACUGAGAGGGUUUCUGGUUUCUCAUUUUGCCACUACCCUGGUCAGAGCAACUACUGUGCCAGCAGCUCUGACGAUGGAACUGUGAAAAUCUGGGAUUUGCAGACAUUGGCUGUGGUAACAGAACAUACGCUGCAUCAGAAUACAAUUUCUGCAUUGCAUUGGUCACCCCACGUGAAAGAUUUAGUUGUGUCUGGUGAUGAGAAAGGAGUAGUGAUUUGCUACUGGCACAAUCGAAGUGACAGCCAACAGUUCUUUCCAGAACCCAGGACUAUAUUUUGUCUCACUUGUUCUCCACACCAUGAUAACUUGAUGGCCAUUGGGUAUAAAGAUGGGAUUGUGGUUAUAAUUGACAUCAGCAGGAAGGGAGAAGUUGUUCGUCGCCUGAGAGGUCAUGAUGACGGAAUACACUCCCUGGCCUGGUGCCCUGUGCUCGGCGAGGAAGGUCUCUGCACCCGGCAAGAAGAGGGCCAAGAAGAUGCUAUUAAUGGAUGUCUUCUGGAAGAGAAAGCAGCUGUAACAAAAGGGUGUUACUUGGCUUCAGGAAGCAAAGAUCAGACUAUCCGUGUGUGGAGUUAUACUCGAAGCAGAGCGGUAAUGACUCUGAAGUUGCCCUUUUUAAAAAAGAGAGGUGGAAGCAUGGAGUCUGCUGUCAAAGAGCGCCUCUGGUUGACUGUGCACUGGCCCCGAACCCAGCCCGCACAGAUCUUCUCCAGCUGCUUUGGAGGUGAACUGCUGCAGUGGGAUUUGGCCCAACCUGGGAAACGGAAGUGGGUGAUUCUAGGUUCUUCAUCUGAAGGACAAAACCACUCUAGAAUAGUGUUCAACUUGUGUUCUCUACAGUCAGAAAGCAGAGAGCUACUUCUCUCCAUUUCAAUGGAUAGGGAUGUGAAAUGUUGGGACCUGGCAACUUUAAACUGCUGUUGGACAAUGCCUUCUCUUGGGGGCUUUGUUUAUAGCCUGGCGUUCUCCCCAGUGGAUACAGGCUGCCUUGCUAUAGGAGUUGGGGACAGCAUGAUACGAGUGUGGAACACCUUGUCAAUAAACAAUCACUACGAUGUGAAAACCUUCUGGCAAGGCAUUAAAUCCAAGGUCACAGCUUUGUGCUGGCAUCCAACCAAGGAAGGCUGUUUAGCUUUUGGGACAGAUGAUGGGAAAGUUGGUGUGUACGACACUUAUUCUAACAAGCCCCCACAGAUCUCCAGCUCCUACCACAAGAAAACUGUGUAUGCAUUAGCCUGGGGGCCUCCUGUUCCACCAUUAUCUUUUGGAAGAGAUGGUGAGAAACCUUCAGUAACCUUAUAUAGCUGUGCAGGAGAAGGAGUCGUCUUCCAACACAAUCCUUGGAAACUUAACGGGGAAGCCCACGACAUCAAUAAAGUUAUCCGAGAAACAAAUUUGAUCGAACACAAAUUACCAGCUCACACAGAAAUCAGCUGGAAACCAGAUGGCACGAUCUUGGCUAUUGGUAAUGAAGAUGGAUCAAUUGAAAUAUUUCAAGCUCCUGAACUGAAAUUGCUGUGCACCAUCCAGCAACAUCACAAACUAAUCAAUGCUAUUCGUUGGCACCAUGACCAUGGGGCACAACCAGAAUUGAACUACAUGAUCGCCUCUGGCUCAAACAAUGCUGUUAUUUAUGUGCAUAACAUCAAGACUGUCAUAGAGAGCUCUCCAGAGAGGCCUGUGAUGAUAACGGAGCCCUUCCGUACUCUGGUGGGGCAUACAGCUAAGAUCACCAGCUUGUCUUGGAGCCCACACCAUGAUGGCAGACUCGUCUCUGUUUCCUAUGAUGGCACUGCUGAGGUUUGGGAUGUUCUAAAGGAAGAGCCUUUGCAUAAUUACAGGGGACACCGAGGCCGCUUGCUGUGUGUGCAAUGGUCACCUGUGGAAGCAGACUGCAUUUAUACAGGAGCCGAUGACUUCUGUGUUCAUAAAUGGGUGCCUGCAAAGCAGGAAUACAGCCGGCCUCCCCAAGGUAAGAAGAGCCUUGAGCUGGAGAAAAAGAGAAGCUCCGCACUCAAACCAAAAGCCAAGAAAAAGAAAAAGCCGUUGGAGAAGAUGCCUUCAGCACAGGACAUUUCAGUGAACGGUGGUGAGGAUGCCACGAAGACUCUGUUAGAGGAGAAUGGGCUGUCGGACCAAGAGGGAGAAAAGGAGCAAGAGGAACCAGCUGAGAGACUUUCCACAGAAGUCCAUAAGGAUUCCUCUACAUGUCCACCGCUUGCGUGCACACAAGAUAUUCCAAAACUUCCUGUGAGCUUCAGAGCCUCUCCAUUGAGGAAGGAUCAUAUCAGACCAGGGUCAGAUUCUUCCACGAAGAGGAAAAAGCCACGCUCCAUCCUGCCUCUUAGCGCUUCCAUGGACCAAAGAUCAAAAGAGGAACUGCACCAGGACUGUAUGAAACUAGCGGCCUGCUCACACUCCAAAGAUCAGGAGAAAGAUUUACCCUCUCAUUCAGGGGAUCAUGUCCGCUUGGGGCUGUUCACCGAUAGACCUGCGUUAUACAGAUUGAUGGAAGCAGAAGGAAAAAACCAUAAAGAGAAUGGGCACCCAGAGUUAUUUCAGCAGCUGAUGGUCUGGAAAGGAGAUCUGAAGGGUGCUCUCCAGUCAGCGGCAGAAAGGGGAGAGUUGACGGACCAGCUGGUGGCUUUCUCCCCAAUGGCUGGCUACCAAGCCUGGGUGUGGGCCGUCGAAGCCUUCGCAAAGCAGCUGUGUUUUCAGGAGCAGUACGUCAAGGCCGCCUCCCACCUCCUCUCUCUCCACAAAGUGUAUGAGGCUGUGGAGCUGCUGAAAUCACACGGUUUUUUCAGGGAAGCCAUUGCAAUUGCCAAGGCCAGGCUGCGUCCUGAAGAUCCAGUUCUAAAAGAUCUCUACACCAGCUGGGCAGCAGUACUGGAAAGGGAUGGCCAUUAUUCUCUGGCAGCCAAAUGUUACCUGGGAGCUGCCUGUCCCUACGAUGCAGCCAAAGUGCUGUCUAAAAAGGGAGACCCCACAUCUCUAAAAGCUGCCGCUGAGCUGGCUCUGAUAGCUGGAGAGAAGGACCUGUCGGUGACUUUUUCCUUCCGGUGUGCCCAGGAGCUUUUGUCUGCCAAGAACUGGGUCGGGGCACAGGAAGUUCUCCAGCAGCAGGAGAGUUUAUUGGUGAGGGGACACAGAUUGGUGUUCUGUCUUAAUGAGCUGCUUCACAAAUGCCUUAGUGAAAGGAAUCCAGUGCAAAACAGAAGCCUAGCCAUACCUUGCUACCACAGCUGGGUAGUGAGACAAGGCUGCUCCUUUAUAGAAGUGGUGACAACUAUAUGGCAGAGCGUAUUUGGUGUGCAUACUGUUGAACAAGCACAGACCAUGUUUGAACAGCUGCAGAUUAUUCAGUAUCCUCCUGCCACAAGCAACACUCAUCCCAGGCAGCUCCUUUUCCACAUAUCCCAUGAACUGACCCUGGCACUCCUGAGCCAUCAGACGGCUUCCUGGGAAGAGGCAGUGAAAGCCAUUCUUGGAGCUGUGACCCGGAGCUAUGAUGCUGGAAAUUUUACUCUCAUGCAAGAGAUCUGCAACAUCAUCCUUCCUAGAGGUUGUGAUCAUCUGAGAGAGAAGCUGGACAGCACGGAUGUGCAGAGCUUGGCAGUGUACAGGAGUUUACAGGCAUUUGUGGCUUAUGGGCAAUUAUACAAUCUGUGGUGGAAUCUCCCUGAUGAUUCGCUGGUCUCAGAACACCCAAGGCCUACCUCUGAGGUGUGCAGUAACAAGCAAUCCACUCUCUAUUGCCAGAGCAACUGUACAAGACCCUCUAAGCAUGUAGAAAAUAUACCUGACACUGAAGCCAGGCCUGAAGAAUUUUCCCAAAGGGACAAUAAUGGUACUAGCUCAGAAAUGGGUUCUUCGCCCAACUCAAGCCUAAAGGAGAGACAAGUAAAACUGAGAAGCUGUGGAGUGCUGCUUUCUGAAGAACAUGCUGCAGUCCAGAGUGUGCAGAGGGAUAUCUCUAGAGUUCAGCAGACAUUGGCAGACAUGAUCUCCCAACAUAAGAAAAAUAACCUUCAGCAAAGCACCACUGAUAAUCAGGAUUCCGAGGAAACACAGCUUUCGCUGCCAAGUCAGAGACAAAAUACGAAUGAAGUCAGUGAGAUGAUUUCUCUACCAGAUCUUAUGAAACAACUUACAGAAGCAAAUCAGAAACUAGCAGAGUUUCCAGCUAGUGUAAAGGAUUCACCUUUCCCAGAUGUCCUGGAGUGCUGCCUGGUUAUCCUUCACUUGGGAGCCCAGUGGGGGGUAGAUCUGGACCCAGAACUACAGGAGAAGUGCUUGCACCUGCUUCAAAAAUAUAAAGGAACUGACGUAUAUAAAGAGGCUUGUAGGAAGUUCUUCACAUGAAUCUCCUCUUUCCUAUCAAGUCAUUUUUUUCCUUAAUGUGAAGGACUAGUUGUGUAUAUUAAUUUCAUUCUAGAAUGGAUUAAUAAAUGCAAGUGGCUAUGGUUAUACAGUUACAUUGGUCAGUAACUUUGCAAAGAGCCCACAUCCUUUUUCAA
Molecule: messenger RNA, 4703 nt
Organism: Euleptes europaea (tarantolino)
Lineage: Eukaryota; Metazoa; Chordata; Lepidosauria; Squamata; Sphaerodactylidae
Gene: GEMIN5
Product: gem nuclear organelle associated protein 5
Exons: 28
Coding region: 1-4548 (1515 amino acids)
Molecular function (GO): protein binding
Source: RefSeq, a predicted model, not a curated record